CUGCGCCGGCGGAGCGUCGCGUCGCGGCUCCAGCUCCGGUGAGAAGCGACGCGCAGCGGGAGGACGAGGGGGCGGAACCGGACCGGCGAGGGACAGUCGACAGAACCGAGCGGCCGCUCCGCGCACCUGCACGGCAACUUCACAACCGUCGACCCGCGGUCAUAUCCCCGCAGAGAGAGCGACCGUGCUCGCUGACAGAACGCGCGGCGGAGAGGAGGCAGGAGGCAGGAGGCAGGAGGGGACGCGCCCGGCCGAGGAGCAACGUCCACCGGCGGAGGAGCGACUCGGAGCCCCCCGGUGCCCGGUGGUUCGGACCGCCCCGGACUCAGCCACAGGUAGCUCCCCGGAAGAACCGCGGCGCCGACGGGUCAUGAGGAUUUGUCGGAGGCGCGUCGAGUCACAGCAGCAGUGAAGAAGAAGAAGAGAAGAAGAAGAAGAAGAAGAAGAGAAGAAGAAAACAGAGAGAACCGCGUCUCACCGCGUCGUCAGCCCGACAUUGGAGAGCGAGGUCCCGGGGGCCAGAGGGGAAGAGGAGCCGCCACCAUGUCCCGGAGGAAGCAGAGCAAGCCCCGGCAGAUAAAGCGCUCCCUCGGGGAUCUCGACGGCGCUGAGGACAACGCGCCGGACGACCACAGCCUAUCAGGAGAGGAGGGCGGAGUCUCGGACCCAGAGGAGUCGGUGGAGGGCGACAGCUGCAGCCCCCCGACGUACACACCCCUGUACAACGAAGAGCCCCGGACGCAGGACGAGCGAGGAGGAGGCGGAGCCAACAAUGGCGACAGGGACGAGCGAGGUCCGAUACACAGCGGCGGGGAGGAAGAGGACGGAGAGGAAGACGAGGAGGAGGCGUCACGGUGGAGGGGUCCAGGCGACCUGGAGCUACGUGGCGGCGGCGGCGGCCGGGUGGUGGCGAGCAGGGAGCUCCGCCCAGGCACGAGGUGGGGACCUUACCCGGGAAUCGUCCAAUCAGAGGGCGGCACAGCGGAGGACCAGGAGACAGAGAACUCCAAGUUGACUCUGGCGUGUGAAGAUCCAGACUGUUGGAUCAGUCGACUCCCGCUGACCUUUGACCCCUCGGCUGCCAACUGUACCGUCUACAGCCACGGCGAGGAGUUGUUCUGUAAGUUGACCCGGGAGCUGGCGGCCGGCGAGGGGCUCCUGGCGUCCCUGUCCCCCUCCUCAGGCGCCUCCCCCUCCUCCUCUUCGUCCUCCUCCUCCUCCUCCUCCCCCCGCCCGGCCCGGCUCUCUCCGCCGCUCAGCCUCGUGACCCAGAAACAACCCGUUGUGAAGGAGGAGCCGCUCUACCCGGCGGCGCUGCACUCGGAGAUCCAGCUCCUCCCGCAGCAGGCGGGCAUGGCCGCCAUCUUGGCUACCGCCGUCGUCAACAAGGACAUCUUCCCCUGUAAGGACUGUGGGAUCUGGUACCGCAGCGAGAGGAACCUGCAGGCGCACCUCAUGUAUUACUGCGCCAGCCGCCAGAAGCAGCCGGCCGCCGCCUCGUCGCCGCCGCCGGACAAGCCCAAGGACUCGUACCCCAACGAACGCAUCUGCCCCUUCCCACAGUGCAACAAGAGCUGCCCCAGCGCCAGCUCGCUGGAGAUCCACAUGCGCACGCACAGCGGUGAACGUCCGUUCGUCUGUCUCAUCUGCCUCUCGGCCUUCACCACCAAAGCGAACUGCGAGCGCCACCUGAAGGUGCACACGGACACGCUCAACGGCUUGUGUCACGGUUGCGGCUUCGUCUCCACCACCAGGGACAUCCUCUACAGCCACCUGGUCACCAGCCACAUGGUCUGUCAGCCCGGGUCCCGAAGCGAGGUCUACUCUCCGGGGCCGGGCCUCCCCAAGCUGCCGCUGUCCACCGGUCUCAGUCCCGGAGACUCGGGCGUGGUGUUGAAGUGUCAAGUGUGCGGCCACAACUCGGACUCCCCCGCCCAGCUGCAGCAGCACGUACGAACCCACCUGGAGGUCAGGGUCCCGGCCGAGAGGAGCCCCACCCCUCGCCAAAUCACCCCGUCGUCGGUCGACGCCCCCCAGCUCCAGCUGUCUCCACACGAGAGGGAGCCUCUCGCCUGCGUCCCCAAGCCAGACUCCUCCAGCCCGGGAGCUAACGGCAGCUCCGCCACACCGCGGGACUACAGUCCUCAGGACGUCCCGACCGCUGACCUCAAGAUCAAAGAGGAGCCUCACUCAGACUCGGAGAUACAAGAUCAGCGGAUGGAGAUGGAGGAGGAUGGAGAGGCGGAGGAGGAGGCUGGAGGGGAGGAGGAGGACCGAGAGGAAAGACGGAAAACCACCGAGGGGCAAACUGGCACCUCGUCCCGCCAGACGCCGGACUCUCCGGAGAGUCCCGCCACUACAACCGUGAAGGCGGAACCAACUAGUCCCACUCCAGGCUCCAGCCCGGCCCAUGUGGGAGGCCCAGAGUCGGUUCUACCAGCAGGAGCCAUGUUCUUGCCUCAGUACAUGUUUAACCCCGAGGCGGCCAUUUUGCCUCAGGCCUCGGAAAUACUGGCUAAAAUGUCCGAGAUGGUCCACAGCCGUCUGAAACAGGGCCAGGCGGUUCCCCCCAACAACCCGGCGGCGUUCUUCCCCGCCGGGCCGGCUGCUUCUACGGCCGCAGCCACUCCGCCUCACAAAGGAGCCACCUGCUUCGAGUGCGACAUCACCUUCAACAACAUCAACAACUUCUAUGCACACAAGAGGCUCUACUGCUCCAGUCGGCACCAGGCAGAAGGCGCGAGCUCAGCUGCGGGCGCUGGGUUGACGAGGGACGCCACCCCUGCCUCAGUGCCUUCCAGCGGGGCGCGGGGCUCGUCUGCGUCGCCGCAGGGCGGAGCAGCGAGCAGAGCCGCCUCGGCUUCUCCCGCCGACUCCGACUCACCUGCCGGGAUCGGAGCGACGGAAUCCAGGAGAGCGUCGGAGGUGAGGACAGAAACCCCCGUGGGCAAGGAGGGAGUGUCGUCCUCUUCUGAAGGGGAAGGCGGGGGCGCAAGUGUGGGCGGAGGAGGAGGCGGUGGAGGAGGAAGAGCAAGCGAAGGCAGCCAGAGUCCUGCUAGUGGUUCGGCCGAGGACCUGGAAGAAGAUCCCAACACAACCUUCUGCUUGGCCUGCAACAUCCGCUUCAGCCGUCACGAAAACUACACUGUUCACAAACGCUUCUACUGCGCGUCUCGCCACGACCCGUCCAACCACCGGUCCGUGCACAUGGCCAAGGCGAGCGCCGCGGCGCCCUUCCUGCCGCAGCCCAUCCGCACGCGCAAGCGGAAGAAGAUGUACGAGAUCCACAUGGCCAGAACCGAAGCCUUAGCCGCUGCCGCCGCCGCCGCAGCCGCCGCCUCAGCCGCCGCCUCUGCUCCGUCUCCCUCCGUUCUGGGCUUGGCGGUGAAGCGAGAGGUUUCCCCCGGCGCGGCAGGCGGCUCCAGCCCCGAGGGCGACGGACCGAUCGACCUGAGCAAGAGGCCUCGCCUGAUGGAUGUUCCGCGGCACGGCAGCAGCGGUGUUCUGCCCGCGCUGCCUCUCACAGACUAUCACAAGUGCACCGCCUGCAGCAUCAGCUUCAACAGCAUCGAGAACUACCUGGCCCACAAGACGUACUACUGCCCGGCCACCACACUCCAGCCUCACACCCUGGAGCAGCUUCACAGGCUGAAGAGGUCGGCCUCUACCUCUCCCAAGAGCCGGCCUCAGCACGAGCGUCCGGACCUCCUGCACCCCGUGGAGGCGAAAGCUCUCCCCGCUGAGUGGGUCGCCCAGGCUCAAGGCCCAUCGUCCGGUCCUCAUCCGUCUGCUCUACCUGCCUCUGACGCCACGUCUCCCGCCCACACCAACACCACACCGGCCACGCCCGGAGCCGGAGCCAAAGGCGCAGGUGCCGGGUCCCCUCAGGUGGUGUGCCCUUACUGCCCCAACAGGACCAUCACCUGUGACCUGAUGGAGCACUUCAAGACGACCCACAGCCUCGUUGUGGCCAUUCAGCCCCCCCACGAGGCCCCGUCCCAGCCCGGCAGCGCCGUCAGCCCCAGCCUUAGUCCCAGGGACGGAGCUUCCACAACCCCAAACAGCCAGCCCAGACCGGUGUCCCGAGUUCACAGAGACAGCGUCAACGGGCAGGCCAGGAGCGCGACCACCUCCCCCGUGUCCCCCCUGGUGAGCAGCACUCCGUCACCCGGGGCUGCUUCACCUUCAGCCGGCUCCCCUCUGCCCUCGCCCCCCCCGGCGGCUCCCGCUCUGACUUUGUCACCCGUGCCUGAGAUCCUAAGGGAGACGGUGGGGUCGUCCCACCUCGCAGACAGGGCCGUCGCGGCCUCCGGUCCCGUCCCCCUGCAUGCCCCCAAAACCACGGUGAUCUCGCCCGUCCAGAACGGUAACUCCCGCUUCUGUCGGCUGUGCAACAUCAAGUUCAGCAGCCUCUCCACGUUCAUAGCUCACAAGAAAUACUACUGCUCUUCCCACAGUGCCGAACACGUCAAGUGAGCCCAGAGACUCUCGUCCCCCUCUUCCUCGUCCCCCUUCCUCCUCCAUCUCUCUGAGCGGAGGCUUCCCAGUUCACUAAGUUCCGAGAAGCUUCGACCGACUCUUUGUGCCAGUCGUCCCACGCGGGGCGCUCUGCUGGCAGGACAAUGAAUGACAAUGAACGACUGUUACUCACCUGGCAGGGGCCGACGCCCGGCUGCUCCAGAGCGCCACCUGCAGGUGACGUUACGAACUCACCGUGACUGAUAUUUCCUCCUCGUAUGGGUCAAAGUUUGCAGGACACUGAGAGCUGAGACGGACGCCACCUGCCGACCGAGAUCUCUCUCUCGCCGACUCGACACCCGCCGCUGCCAGGCCUCAGAGUGUGUUGCAUUAUGGGACGUUAAAAAUGUGCUUGUUCAUGAUGGUAGUCAUUAGAAUCGGAGGCUGUUUUUCUCACUGAUGAUCAUAAAGUAACGAUGGUUUGAACGAAUCGGAGUCUUUUCCUGAGGCAAAGAAAAGGAAAAGACUUGAUCAUUGUUUAAUUUCUUUUGCUUUAUGAUCUUUGCAUAGUCUAUGAUGUCUGAAAAAAUAAUUAUUCUAUGAUGCUUUUGGUUUCAACACUGGCUCUUUCUUUUUUUGCUUACUUAUAGAAGCUAAAGUGUUUUUAGCAGACAAGCGGACGUGUGUUAUCACAAUGUUACUACGAACUGAAGGGUAAUAAUUCAAAACGGACACUUUUCUUUCAUACACACACAAAUGAUUAUUUUCUCUUUUUCAAAAAAUACAAGGGAGAAGAAAAAUGUGAACUAUUUAUCUUUUAGUCCUCACUGAUUUCAUGUCAACAGAAAACUACCUACCUAGUGUCUGAGAGUAUUUGUAUUUUUUAUUUGUAUAUUUUUCAUACUGUUGGAAGGAACACAUGUGUGGGUCAGUGUAUUUUCUAAGUGUAGAUAUGUAAUAUCUUCCUCACAGUAAUCACUCGGAUCCCACUGAACGUUCGUUAGCGUCUCGUGCUCCGCUCGCGUCGGCUUGUAAUCGACGGCGCGUUUUAUUUUCAUCAGGACGUCUAAAGAGAGAAGCGUUUCUGACACUGUUGCAUUCUGGGAGAAUGACGCAGCUCCCCCAGGACGUUAGGGUACAUACACGCAGACAUUUUCAAUCAAUCGUCGUCUAUCUUUUGUUUGCCAAACCUCCACAGACUGUCAUCUACAGACGUACAUAACUACAGAACACGUCAGCAUCGCAAAAGACGCAGUUUCUUUUCUUCUUUUUGAUGAUUGUAUUUCUGUCCGGUCAUGAAGGCAGAGCAGGGAAGAGUCACGCGUCAGAAAGCACAUAUGUUAAUAACCACUUCCUGUGGCCCGUGUGUGUGUGUGUGUGUGUGUGUGUGUGUGUGUGUGAUCUUCCUCUCACACAGUUUACGCCACAGUUGUUCCCAUUGCUGCUUUUGGAGUUGCAAUACAGUGUUAGCCAGAACUGUGAAAUUCUUUUUUCCCCUUUUUUUUUGUCCAAUAUGAAGUUUAAAAAAAUGAAAUUUGGUCUUUUGUUUUUUCCUCCCUCAAACUCUGAGGCAUGAACGUUUCCUUGCAGGAUUUAUCUCUGGUCGAUGUGCGAGAGCUGCUCGGACGCUCCGACCUUCACCAGACGAUCGAACUCACAACGUGAAACGCUCCUUCACCAAUUCCCUUUGUCAGGCCACAUUCACCAGAUCCGAAGCAAAUCUCACACACUCAUAGAUAUCAGCCCACUAAAUAUAAGAUUUAUUUUUCAUCAAGAUCCAUAAAUGAUUCCCUGGAAAAUCAGUGAAAAUACAACAACAACAACAACAACCGAUAUAUUCUCGUAUCCGCCCCUUCGUCUGGAUCCACAACAAAACGACAUAGGUUCUUUCUCGGUCCACGUUCCGUCCUUUCACCAAGUCGCGUUGGAAUCCGCUCUGUCGUUUUUUGCUUAAUCCUGCCGACAAACAAACAAACAAACAAACAAACAAGUGGUGAAAACGUAACCUCACCUGCGACAGAAGAAAUAAUAAAGAGCUAAAGUUUGCGAUGUUAAUAUCAGACGUGGGACCUUUAGUUCAUUCAGCAGCAUCACGUGUUGUCACCUGUUAAACCUUCAUCUGUGUAGUUUGUUUGGCCACUAGGGGGCAGCACGAGCUGCAGACACCGCACCUUUAAGGUCUGAUUUUCUUCCAGUUUUGUUUCUCGAUAAGACGUCAGAACGACCUUCGCCCUUUCGGCUCGUCUUCGUUCUUCACCAGCUUCUGGCUCUUUAGCAGCUAAAUGCUAAAUUCGGACGCGAAGCUCUUUUUCAUUUUUUCAUUUUUUUUUAUUCCCGCUGCUGCCGGAACGAGACACGAGAUCGAACCGGAACAAUAAAAAUUACAGGACAUGAAACCAAACAUAUUCAGAAAAGAUUUGGAAAAUGACGUCAAAGGUCGGAGGGAACCUGCUGCACACAGUUCUGACUCCAGCUCUUCAUCCAUAACGUCCCCAUCCGUCCGUCACGUUCUCUGCAAAGUAAAAGUUUAAGAAAAAUCCCUGUUGAUUUUCCCGCUCGGCGUCAGUUUGUACCAGACACAUUUUACUACGAAGUGUUUACAGUUGUGCUGGUUCAUGUGUCGGUUCGUGAAGAAGAAGAAGAUGAAGAUGAAGAAGGAUGAAGACGUGGAGUCACGUCGGCUCGUCACAGAUUUGAGGAACUGUUUGUUCUGGAAAAAGAAAAUCAGCCCCUUGUUAUUGCACUGUGUUGUAUGAAAUGUGCUGGAUGUUUUGUUCUUUUGUAAUAUAUUUAUGUUCAUGCAGCACUUUUUUCCCCCCAUUUGAAAACGCGUCACUGUUCCACCUUGAAGGACUUUAUUUUUUUGAACGUUUCGUUGAUGAUUAAUCUCAAACGUCCGCGAUGGAUAAAAUCACUGUUGAGUGUCAAAAGCCUUUUUCUGUUUUGUCUUUUUCUCCAUUUUUUCUUCAUUUCAGUUCAGUUCCACUACACUCUUGUCCAAACUAUGCAUGGGAAAUAAAAUAAAGUUCUGAGAGACACUGA
This is a messenger RNA of Scophthalmus maximus (turbot), 7500 nucleotides long. It is a transcript of the gene zfpm1, whose product is annotated as zinc finger protein, FOG family member 1. The transcript has 9 exons. NCBI's taxonomy places the organism in Eukaryota, Metazoa, Chordata, Actinopteri, Pleuronectiformes, Scophthalmidae. The record is from RefSeq and is a predicted model, not a curated record. Gene Ontology annotation, molecular function: RNA polymerase II-specific DNA-binding transcription factor binding. Gene Ontology annotation, cellular component: nucleus. Gene Ontology annotation, biological process: heart development; negative regulation of transcription by RNA polymerase II; positive regulation of transcription by RNA polymerase II. Bases 544 to 4476 code for a protein of 1310 amino acids.